Molecule: messenger RNA, 651 nt
Organism: Megalops cyprinoides (Indo-Pacific tarpon)
Lineage: Eukaryota; Metazoa; Chordata; Actinopteri; Elopiformes; Megalopidae
Exons: 1
Coding region: 1-651 (216 amino acids)
Biological process (GO): bicellular tight junction assembly; cell adhesion
Cellular component (GO): bicellular tight junction; plasma membrane
Molecular function (GO): structural molecule activity
Source: RefSeq, a predicted model, not a curated record
AUGGUGCUGGUGUCGGCGAAGGUUGUACAGAGGUGGGCGCUCUUCGUCUCGUUCGUGGGCCUGGUCAUCACCUUUGUCACCACCUUCCUGCCCCUGUGGAAGACCCUCAACACAGACCUGAAUGAGAUGGAGAACUGGUAUGAGGGGCUGUGGCACACCUGCAUCUUCCAGGAUGAGGCGGGGAUGCAGUGCAAAGCCUUCGACUCCUUCCUGGCGCUGCCCCCCGAUGUGCUGGCCUCCCGGGUGCUGAUGAUCGUCUCCAUAGUGACGGGGAUAGUGGCCGUCGGCGUGGCGUUCUUCGGGCUGGAGGGAGUGGACCUGGGGCCGGGGAGGCAAGGGCUGAAGAGGGGGCUGCUCAUCCUGGGUGGGGUCCUUUCCUGGGUUUCGGGGAUCACCACUCUCUUGCCCAUCUCCCUGGUGGCCUAUGUGACAGUGGUGGAGUUCUGGGAUGACACUGUGCCUGACAUCGUACCCCGCUGGGAGUUCGGGGAGGCUAUGUUCUCGGGAUGGUUCUCUGGCUUUUUCUUAGUUAUGGGAGGAACCUUCCUGUUUGUCUCUGUGUGCAUGGAGGACCACAGACAGCACGUCAGCCUCCCCGACACCCAAGAGAAACCAAGGACACCACAAUACCUAAAGACAGAGUUUUUAUAG